Messenger RNA from Closterium sp. NIES-67, 2632 nucleotides. The record is from the annotation of a GenBank genome assembly. Lineage: Eukaryota; Viridiplantae; Streptophyta; Zygnematophyceae; Desmidiales; Closteriaceae.
CCACAGGUUCGCACUGGAAUCUCCCAGCAUACUUUCGCCAUUCCUGCUCCUUCCUCUCCCCGCUUUUCCUCAUGCCUGCGGGAACGUGCUCCGCCAUCGUCGCCCCCCUAGCCUUUCGCAGGCGAUCGCCGUGCGACAGUAGCGGGUCUUGCGACAGUAGGCGGCAUUCGUGCGACGGAACUCCUGUCGCCGUCACGCCGCGCUGUUUCGUCCCCGUCCCCCCAGCGUCGAUGCCUCAACCCGCGGUACCUCUCCCCGCGAUACCUCGACCCGCGGUCGGCUCAUCGGUUCGUUCCAAGCCAGCUCGCCUCGCGCCUGGCCUUCCCCUUCCCCGCGCCGUCGCAAUGCCGCUCCCCCGCUCCGGGAACCGCUCCCCGCGCGCCGACGCCUCCCCUGAUGGGAGUGGCGGGGAGGGCGCAAGAGAGGCGAGGCCGCGGGGAAAUGGGUCUGAUAAUGAGGCGCCUCGAAGUGGUUCUAAUGGUACGGCGGCGGCAGCAGGCAGCGGCAGCGGCGGCGGCGGCGGCGGCGGCGGCGGCGGCGGUGGCGGUUCGAACGAGUGGGCGGGCUCGGUGUGGAGCGCGCAGGAGAUUGCUGACGUGGCAGGCGGCGCGGUCGUCAGGGACGGCCCGCCGGGCCGCGUCUGCACCGACACGCGCCAGCUGAUGGCCGGUGAUUGGUUCCUGGCCCUGAGAGGGCCGCGAUUCGACGGCUCGGAAUUCCUGGACGAGGCGGCGCGGAGGGGAUGCGGGGGGGCUGUUGUCAUGGCGGAAGGAUGGGGGGAAGGAGCGGAUGGCGGGGUACGGGAGGGGUUAAGAAAUGCAGGAGAGACGAGGGGUGAGGAGGAGUUGAGAGGUUUGGAUCUGCCUCCAAACCUGCCUCCAAACGGGUGGCAGGGCGGGUUGGUGGUGGUGCCGGAUACGCUCGGCGCGCUGCAAGGCUUGGCGAGGGAGACUCGGCGGAGGUUCGGUGGAGUGGUGGUUGGGAUCACAGGCAGCGUGGGGAAAACCACAGCCCGGGCUUUAACAGCGCUGGCCCUAUCUCCUCUGGGUCCCGUUCACCAGACCCAGGGCAAUUUGAACAACCACAUCGGGGUGCCGAUCACGCUCCUAGCUCUCCCCCAGACAUCUGCAGCAUGUAUCGUGGAGAUGGGGAUGAGUGCACGCGGCGAGAUCGCCCUCCUUUCCUCCAUCGCCACUCCAACCAUCGGCGUGCUGCUCAACGUGGGCCCCGCCCACAUCGGGGAUCCGACCCUGGGGUCUCUGGAGGCGAUUGCAGAGGCGAAGGGCGAGAUGCUGGUGGACGCGGGGGAGGGCGAUGUGUGCGUGGUGAAUGCGGAUGAUGCUCGGGUGAUGGCGCUCCCCUUUGGCAAAGGAGCAAAGAGGGUCACCUUUGGCCGCUCCCCCUCGUGCGACGUUCAGCUCUUGUCGGCACACACAGUGGAUGGGGGGAUGGCUGUUGAGGCAGUCAUUCGCAGCAACAUGCCACACCCUCAAACACAGCCACCACCACCUGCGGCAGCAGCAGCAACAACAGCAGCAACAGCAGCAGCAUUACCAGCAGCAGCAGUGUUAGGAAAUGAUGAGUCUAGCAGCAGCAACACAGUGAGUGUGCGGAUCAACAGCCCCGGGCUUCAUCUCGCCGACAACGCCCUCGCAGCAGCAGCAGUGGCGGUGGCUGCAGGCGUGCCUCUGCCAAUGGCGGCGCGACACAUGGCGCGAUACGAGCCUGUUGGAAUGAGGAUGAGGGUUGAGCGGAUAAGGAGACGGGGUUUAGGGGAGGAAAGGGUAGAGGGGAGUGGGGAAAGGGUGGAGGGGAAGCAGAACAAAGGAAAGGGAGUGGAAGUGGAGGGAGACUGUGUGACUCUACUGAAUGAUGCUUAUAACGCCAAUCCCAUGAGUAUGGCCUCUGCACUUCAACUUCUGAAUCAGCUCUCCCUAAAUAAGAGUGCACCCUCCUCCUCUUCCUCCGCCUCCCCCUCCUCUCCACUAGUCUCAGGCCGCCCCGUGGCAGUGCUGGGCGACAUGCUGGAACUCGGCAACCAAUCAGAAAGUGCCCACGUGGAAGCCCUAACCCUCUGCCUGUCCCUCACAGGCAUCUCUCUCCUCCUCACAGCUGGCCCAGGCUUUAAGUCAGCCGUGGCUGCGAUGGGGGGGGGGCGAAGAGAUAAGGAUGAUGGCAAGGAUGGUGGUUAUGUGCGCAGAGAUGGUGAUAGUAAUGAAGGUGGUAGUAGCGCGGGAGAUAUAAACCUGGGCCACGUGCACGGGUUCUUGCGGAACGGUGCCGGGAGGCGUUUGGAGGUUUAUGCGUUCGAUUCGGCAGAGAGACUUGCAGAGGCAAUUGCACCGUUUGCCAGUGUGGACUCUCAGGGUGAUACUACUGCCGGGAGAGGCCGUGCUGGAAGCGGGGAUUUAUGCCAAGAGGCAAUCUUGGGAGCGGUGAAUGUGGGGUUGGUGAAAUGGGGAGAUGUGGUGCUGGUGAAGGGGAGUCGAGGGACGCACAUGGAGCUAGUUUGCAGUGCUAUUCACUCGGCUUUUGGAGUUGAGGAUAGUUGAGUGUUCGCCCAACUACGUUGUAACUGCCUGCAGCACCAUCAUGUUUAUGUCAAUGGAGAGCGUUUCUCUCCCAAGAUACA